Messenger RNA from Ambispora gerdemannii, 287 nucleotides. The record is from the annotation of a GenBank genome assembly. Lineage: Eukaryota; Fungi; Glomeromycota; Glomeromycetes; Archaeosporales; Ambisporaceae.
AAAAACUUACUAAUGCGCCAAUAUUAUUGUACCCGGACUACAAAAAGAAGUUUAUCCUCGCUACCGACGCGUCAAAACUUGGACUAGGCGCUAUCCUUUCACAACUCGAUCCCAACAGAAAUGAACGACCCGUCGCCUACGUCAGUAGAGGAUUAUCGCCAGCUGAACGAAAUUACGCAAUCCACGAAAUGGAAUGUUUAGCCGUCGUCUGGGCCGUCAAGUACUUCCGACAGUACUUGUUGGAACAGAAAUUCGAUCUAAUAACCGACCAUGUUGGAUUAAAAUAG